Messenger RNA from Branchiostoma belcheri (Belcher's lancelet), 3176 nucleotides. RefSeq names its product ATP-binding cassette sub-family D member 2-like. Gene Ontology annotation, cellular component: peroxisomal membrane. Gene Ontology annotation, molecular function: ATP hydrolysis activity; ATP binding; ABC-type transporter activity. Gene Ontology annotation, biological process: fatty acid beta-oxidation; peroxisome organization; long-chain fatty acid import into peroxisome. The transcript is spliced from 12 exons. Lineage: Eukaryota; Metazoa; Chordata; Leptocardii; Amphioxiformes; Branchiostomatidae. Bases 119 to 2338 code for a protein of 739 amino acids. The record is from RefSeq and is a predicted model, not a curated record.
AACCUGUAAGGGCAUGACGGGUAUUUUCCAACAUGGCUGCCGAAGAUGGACAUUGAUCGCUGAGAUCGGCCUAUUUCUUAUUGUGACUGGUUAUCUCUGAGCCCUUCCAGCUUAAAUAAUGGCAAGUAUGACGAAAGAGGUGUAUAGGAAGGGCAUGAAGAGUGUGAAGAUCGCUCAGGGAGCCGUGGUCGCCCUGGCUGUAGUUUACGGGCUCAAGAAGCUGUACCCGCGGAUCUACUCCCAGCUCGGAACCCCCCAGCAAAAUGCCGGCUCCAAGGAGAAAAGAUCGACAGAAGAAGACAAAGAAGCCGGGUCGCCAAACGGACCCGUGGGGACUGGUCAUAAUAGGAAAGGGGCGGCGACCAUCAAUAAGGACUUCUUCAAGCAGCUUCUAAGGCUGUUAAAAAUCAUCUUUCCCAGUGUCUUCACGAAGGAGGCGGGGCUCCUGACGUUACACUCCUUUUCGCUGGUCUGCCGAACAUUUCUGUCCAUCUACGUUGCUAAACUGGACGGCAGAAUAGUUCGCAGUAUCGUCCGGCGCGACAUGAGGGUGUUUGCCGCCCUCCUGGCCCAGUGGCUUGCCAUCGCCGUCCCCGCCACAUUCAUCAACAGUGUGCUUCGCUUCUUAGAGAACAAGCUGGCUCUUGCCUUCCGCACCCGGCUGGUCAACCACGCGUACAAGCUGUACUUCGACCGACAGACGUACUACCGUGUCACCAACCUGGACGGACGGCUCAGUAACCCUGACCAGUGUCUGACGGAGGACCUCACGGUGUUUUCCCAGUCCGUGGCCCACCUGUACUCCCAGCUCACCAAACCAAUGCUGGAUAUCGUUCUCAUCUCCGCUGCGCUGGCCAACAUGGCUGCCGAUAAGGGCGCGAGUGCCAGGAUACCCAGCAUGAUCUCUGGGACCACCAUAUUCUUCACAGGACAGAUCCUGCGUGCGGUGUCACCCAGGUUUGGGAAGCUGGUAGCAGAGGAGGCUCACAGAAAAGGCUACCUCAGAUACAUCCACUCACGCAUCAUCACUGACUCAGAGGAGAUCGCCUUCUAUGGGGGACACCAGGUUGAGUUGACACUGCUCCAGAAGAGUUACCGAGCACUGGCAGACCAGAUGAACCUGAUCUUCAGGAAGCGCCUGUGGUACAUCAUGCUGGAGCAGUUUCUCAUGAAGUACGUCUGGAGCGCCGCCGGGCUGCUCAUGGUCGCUGUUCCCGCCAUGACGGCGUCCGCGUACCAGAACGAAGAAAGCUUAAGUGACUCAGCGAGGAACGAGGCCAUCAGUGAGCGUACGCAGGAUUUCACCACGUCACGUAAGCUGCUGUUUGACUCAGCUGAUGCUGUGGAGAGGAUAUUCUCAUCUUAUAAGGAGAUCACGGAACUUGCUGGCUACACAACACGAGUGUCGGAGAUGUUUGAUGUGUUUGAGGACAUGCGGGAGGGGCGGUACCAGAGAACAACGGUGGCAGCGACGGAGGGGGAGGGCAAGAGACAGCUGGCUGUGAAGGGACUACAGCGAAUUGAAGGGCCCCUCAGGAUAGAGGGUGUGGUGAUAGAGACAAGAGACAGCAUCAUCCUGAAGGACCUUCCCAUCAUCACCCCCACAGGUGACGUGGUUGUGGCCUGCCUUAACCUUACGAUGGAGCCAGGUAUGCAUGUCCUGAUCACUGGUCCCAACGGCUGUGGGAAGAGUUCACUGUUCCGAAUCCUUGGCGGGCUGUGGCCUGUGUACAAGGGCAAGGUGUACAAGCCAAAACCCGACAAGAUGUUCUACAUCCCACAAAGACCGUACAUGUCAAUCGGAACCCUGCGAGACCAGGUGAUCUACCCUGACACGAUGGAGAACAUGCGGACCAGGGGGGUGACAGACGAGGACCUGAUGGGGAUCCUGGGGAUUGUACACCUGCAGCACAUCGUGCAGAGGGAAGGGGGUUGGGGUGCUGUGAGUGACUGGAAGGAUGUGUUAUCUGGGGGAGAGAAGCAGAGGAUGGGGAUGGCCAGGAUAUUCUACCACAGGCCAAAGUUUGCCCUGCUGGAUGAGUGCACCAGUGCCGUCAGCAUCGAUGUUGAGGGCAAGAUCUUCCAGGGGGCAAAGGAUGCUGGGAUAGCUCUGCUCACCAUCACCCACAGGCCCUCACUCUGGAAGUACCACACCCACCUGCUGCAGUUUGAUGGGGAGGGGGGCUGGCGGUUUGAGGAGCUGGACACAUCCACCCGCCUGUCCCUCAACGAGGAGAAACAGAAGCUGGAGUCUCAGCUCGCCGGCGUGCCCACCAUGCAACAACGCCUCAACGAGCUGUGUGAAAUCUUAGGCGAGGAUUCUGUUCUUAAGGACUAGGUAUAAGUCUUAAAGAAACCACACUCUAGAUCUAAAGGUACCAGUUUGUCUUAAACCCCUAAAAAUUUAGCUGAAACGUGGUUCCAGGAUUUGAGGAUCAAGUCAUGAUAGGCUUUGGGUUAUUUCAACUUGAAAAGAAAUAGAGAACCCUGACCAAAAGCUUGUUGGUAAGUACUUUGUGUAUGGAAUUAGCAUGUAAAACUUUACAUGUAUAAGGGUCUAGGAUGUUGUUGUUGGGGAAUGUGGGAUCUUAGUCCUUUCAAUAGAGUUCUAGGUGAAAUAUAUUGGACCACUUUAAUUCUCACUCACUAAAUUUUAAAACUAAUUGAGUGCCACCUGAUGUUGGUAUAUAAUAGAAGCUGCAUUAAAAAGAGACUGGGAAGGUUUGGGCUUAUGUACAGUGGGACAUGCCCAUACUUUGGCCCAGUGUUACAAGUUCUCUAACAUGUUCAAUAUGUGGCUGACCAAAGAAUGACAAUCAGAACUUGAAGUUUUGGAAAAAAAGUCACUUUUUAGUAUAUAAUGGCAAAUAGCCGGGUAAGAAUGAUUGAAUUCCAAUGAAACUGAAGGUACAUGUAUAUCUUUCCAGAGAAAGUGAAUUUUUGUGGAAAAAUAGUAAGGUUAGUUAAAUGCAAGGGUAAACAAGGAUUUGACAGUUAUGAUGAUGUAAAAAUGGUUUAAAAACAGUUACUACAGUAUCCUGUAAUGUGAUUAUAGCAAUUAUUCUUACUGUAGGCAGUGGGCAGUACACAACUUAUCCUUCUCAAUGCUGUUUAACCGCAUAUCCAAUGUAAAAUUAGUUAUUUCAGUGUGGUAAAGACUUUGAAGUCCACUGCAA